Cottoperca gobio is the source of this 2772-nucleotide messenger RNA. RefSeq lists its product as uncharacterized. The record is from RefSeq and is a predicted model, not a curated record. Bases 114 to 1265 code for a protein of 383 amino acids. Lineage: Eukaryota; Metazoa; Chordata; Actinopteri; Perciformes; Bovichtidae. The transcript is spliced from 11 exons.
GGGAAGGUUUGUCUGUUGUCGGCUUCUGUACUUCCAUCGCACCAGGAAGUUGCAACUUGCCACAAUUUCAUUCAUUCUGUACAGUUUGUGUAGUUUUUACACUUAAUUUCAAAAUGCGUAGAAGAACCGAAGCUCAAGCUUCAAACAAUGAUCCCGUCAAUGCUGAUAGAAAGGAUCCUGAUCAAAGGCAGCUCAGCCAAGCUGAAGCUGCAGGCAGAGUAUCCUACGGCUCUGUGCUCAUGAUCAUUGGGAAGUGUUUACUUGUGAUCAUCUUCAUUCCACCGUUCCUCAACUAUGCAUCGCUGCAGAGAGAAGGACAGAUGCUCUUGCCUAAAGAUGGCCAGAUUGUUGAUGUUGGUUUGGGUCAAAAGAUGCAUCUUUUGUGUAAAGGACAAGGACAACCAGUUGUCAUACUAGAUGCACCAACUGGAAUGUCCUCAGACGUUUGGUUGCAUGUCCAGGAAAGUUUAGCCCCACUAACAAUGGUCUGUACCUAUGACAGGAUGGGACUGGGCUUCAGCAAGCGUCUGGUGCCGAAUGAAACCACAGGAACUGAGAGAGUUUGGGGCAUGUCAACGACUGGACGGAUGGUGGAUGAUCUGCACCGACUCCUGCAGGCUGCUGGCAUCGCCAAGCCCUUCAUCCUGGUGGGCUCGGAGCUGGGCACGCUCAACGGCAGGUUUUACAGCCACAUUCAUGAUGUGCAAGUGUCAGACCUGGUGCUGAUUGAUCCCAUCCCAGAGGACGUUUUUGAGGACGAACAGUGGAAAGAGUACUGGUGGGGUAAGCUGAUGCCCUCUCUCCAAGCCAGGCAGUUUUCAGCAGCGACAGGGCUGAGCCGCAUGCUGAUUAUCCUCGGGGUGAUGGAACCGACGGUUACAGGAGAAAACGUCUCAGAGGAGGUCGUCCAGCGGCAGAAAUACUUACUAAGUAACCCUGCCCACCAGAGCAGUGCUGUGGAUGAGCAUUACUUUUUGAACGAAAGUGCAGCUCAAGUAAGGGAUAUCACAAAGUUUAAGCCCCUCUCCAGCAGGACGGCAGUGAGUGUGAUCACUGGGGAUUCCUUUGACCAGCAAAUACCAGAACAUCUAAACCAGAUGGUAGCUAAGCUUCAAAAGAAGUUUUUGGAGGAGUCUUACCCAUCAGCCAAUCACAUUCAUAUAAAAGGAGCAGACCGGCGAAUGAUCUACAAGAAGCCAUCUGCCAUCAGCCAGCACCUGAGGAAGCUAGUCAACCAGCGACAAGGCAAACAGCAGAGCGGGUGACCCCUGGCCAACAUGUAACAAUACCCCAGACACGGACAGGGGAACCAUUGAAUAUGUUUAAAUAUUCAAUAACAUACUCAAGUUAUCUUUUUCCCUUUCCCUUCAGCAAUCUGUAAAGACUGUGUACAUGUCGACUAAGGUUCAUCAAGAAGUCAGUUUUUGAACAUGUUUUUUGCACAGCUCUGCUUCUUUGGAAGCUUUUACAUUUAAAAUAACUGGAGGGGGUUUCAGUGUGAUGAAAUAUUUGCUGUCUUAGAUUCAGAAAAUCCUAUCGUUCAAGUUGUUAUUUCAGUUUCUUUUACCUGAUAGCCAGAGACAAAAAUUAAUACAUUACCCCUUAUCAACGUAAAGGCCACACACGUCAAUUCUCAACCUGAUACUUUAUUUUAAUCUAUUUCAGUUCUGUAUUAAUAUUGUUAUAGCCACAGGGAAAAGUGAAUUGAGUUCCUCUCUCUCUGUCAUUAGUUACUUAUUGAGUUAAAUCACAACCCGAUAUGGACCUCUACCUUUGGAUUUGCUUUGAUUUGAUUAAUUUGCGAAACAGAUGAUUAUGGCCUGCAAAGCUAAUUCUUGAUUUUUGUACUUUUGCAUCAAUUUUUAAGUGUUCUGUACAUAUUUGUGGCAAACAUGAACCAUUUGGCUGGGUAAACAGGAGUGUGAAAGAAAGACCAGACAACAAUGGUUUAUCCUGAGGAUUUAAGUUUAAUUAUGACACCACAUCAAAAUAAAAAUUUCCAACAGAUCUGGAAUUUAAUUCCAUCCAUAUACAUGCAUAGCAACAACGUUUUAAGAAACAUUUUCUCCCAUAAUCAGGACAUUGGAAUGAUCAUUUUACAUCAGUAUUCCCACUGAAACUCCCACCCAUCUUGUUCAUCAGCAAUAAACUUAAUUCUUGUACAACUUCUUUUUUUUCCCUUUGGGGUUACAAAUAAUUAUAUGCACAGUCCCCAUUUCAUAAUACUGCUUUCAGUAAUGUUCCCUCAUUUACAAAGUAUUGCAUUGAGAGCAAAUUUCAAAAAGGGAGACCAAAGUGUAUCAUCAAACAGAAAUACGAGUACUAUACAAGAAUGCUGCCAUCCUCAUGAAAACAUCCACAUCUGAGUUGAAGAAAAGAGACAGGGACAAACAGCCACAUAUGUAUGCAAAGCCUUGUGUAUAUGCCAAAAUGUGAGAUGCAGGGUUGUGCCUGGUUAUCACCCCCAAAUGGUGAUUUUUUUUUUAAGGCAAACAAGUCAUUUGUAGCAAUCUGCAAGUGACAUUUUGAGCAUAUACAGAAACUGGUACAGCAAAUAAGAAUACACAAGUGCCUCAGUAGCUAUUUUUGUGUCUAAAAUGCAUCUCAUUUUUGUAUUGUCUAUUUGUUUCAUUGAGCCUACACUACAGUGUAAACAAUAUGUGUGCUACACAAGAAUGACUAUACAAUAACAUUACAAACAACUCUGAUAUAAAUUUCAUUUUGAAUUUAAAUUAAGAUCACUACUCCUAUUAAUACUGAUUGUAAAAUAAA